Molecule: messenger RNA, 345 nt
Organism: Microsporum canis CBS 113480
Lineage: Eukaryota; Fungi; Ascomycota; Eurotiomycetes; Onygenales; Arthrodermataceae
Exons: 2
Coding region: 1-345 (114 amino acids)
Source: RefSeq, a predicted model, not a curated record
AUGGGCAAUUGGUUGUUGGACAAGAAGCGCUGGAGGAAGAUUGGUCACAACAGCACGAGAACGCUGAUACACAGUUCAACGCAAAGCCCAGGGCUUAGACGGGAACCGCCAUUUGGAGAUCAAGUAAGGCUACCACGAACCAAUACAAUUCCUUGGACUUCUGGAAGAGGAAUAGAGGCUGCACCCGCUAGAAUUGCAAACCUGACUAGUCACGAAUCGGAAGGCAUGCAGAAGAGCACGGAGAAACGACUGCUAAACAUCCUCGAGAAGUCGAUGAUUGCCGCUCUUUUGGCGAAGAGAGUGACAGACGGGAAGCAAAAAUGGAUCAUGUCAUGGGUUGCCUAG